AUGGCCCCAGAGGCUCCUGAUCCACAGAGCCUCAAGUCGUGGGCAGAUGCAUUCCAGUAUCCGAUUCCCACGGUUCGCCGUGUGGAACAGGAACUGCGCCGGGACAUUGCCAGCAAUAAGGAGAAGCUCCGAGCUCUCGUGGGAACCCGAUACCGAGAGCUAGUCGGAACUGCUGAGACCAUAGUGGCAAUGAACACGGAGAUCAAGGAGGCGGAGUCGAUUCUGACGGAUGUUGGACGUCGAUGUAAUCCGCAGCUGGUGGAGAAGAAGCAUGUUUAUGCGCGACACAUGAAGAAAGAUGCCAAAGAUAAGGGUAUGGACCUUGACGUGGACAAGCAUUCCUUCGCAAGUCAACUCGCUUUGCUUCACCGAUGCACAACUUCCAUUUCACGAUUCCUACGAAAGCGAGCCUCUCUGCUGCUUAUUGCAAAAAUUCUUGCCGUAUCUCGAAUACUGCACAAUACUUUGUCGAAACACGAAUCAACUCCACCAUUCCUCGAUGACCUGCACAGCCAGCUGGCGUCACUCCGAGAAACUCUUAUAAAAAGGAUUAAUAAGCGCCUAAGCUCUGUCGGCGCAACAGAAGACAGCAUAAUAGAGUCGUUGGCUGCAUACUGCUUGGUGACAAGCUCUUCUUCCGAUGAUGCUAUUCACAAAUUUCACCAAAGGCGUCUGGACGUGAUCACAAGCCAGCUUGAAUCAUCGCCACAAAAUAUCCCAAAAGCCUUGCUGCUUUUUGUUCAUACACUCCAGACAUCUAAGACUCUUCGCUCCCGACAGUUCUCCGAUGUGCUUUCUAAGCUCAAAUCAAGGCCUAUACUCUCAGAUCUCGAAAUUCGCAAUUUGGAUGGUCUCGAGAUCGAAGUACUAGGGCGCUGGGCCGCUCCCGAAGUGAACAAUUUCACACCGUGGAUUAAGUUGAGCGAGUUGAGUCGGAGCGAAGGUGCCGAAUCAAUUAAGAAAUGGUCCUCCGAGGCUUUCGCAAGCUUCUCUCAAGGCUGCGAGAAAAGCCUCGUCAGCAGUAAUGACUUUGCCGAACUACUUUCUCUGCGUACCGAGACCAUUGAACUUUGGCUAUCUUCAUGGGGCUCAACAAUCACCCAUGGCUCGGCAGAUGUUCUAGAACAGCUACGCACCAUUUUCAACGAUCAUAUCAAGCGAGUCAUAACCUCACAAGUCCAAACUAUCAACGAAAUGGGGACAGAGGUUUGUUCAAGUAUAUCCAGCUGGGACAUGAUUGAGCAUACUCCCAUUGGGUCUCUGUGGGACUCUGACUUGAUCACAGCUGAUUUCUCCGAUGGUGCAACAUCAUUCAAGCAGACAGUAGCGGAUAGGCUACUCGGCCGCGAUAGCGAUGUAUAUGCCAUAUUAAAGAAAUAUCAGACAUGGCUAUCAUCUAUCGAAGAGAGAAGCGAGUCCAUAUAUUCACUUCGUCGCCUUAGGUGGACUGAUAUCCUCGUCGGUGGUGAAGUUGAUGACGAAGAUACCGAUAUCACGCCUGGCCUGAACGACCAUGAUCCUAGCCUUUUAUCCGAUGCUCUUCAUUCGGCCGUCAACCAAGCAUUCAGCUCGCUGGAGAAAUCAUUCGAAGAGGCCUUCAGAGCCCUUGGUAAUAACCACCAAAGCGCUAAAGCCACGUUCCUUCUCCGUCUCGUACGUCUUGUGCGUCGAGAUGCCCCGUCAGCAUUUGUCAAACAAGAUUAUUGGUUUGCGCACUCGAUGGUACCCGACCUACAAAAAUUAUUGGUCGCCGAUAUUGUUUCACGAAGUGGUUCUUCGCCCGUCGUGUCGUCUCUUAAAACUCAUCCCGACUCCAAUAUAUUAAGAGUGGUCCCUGGUCGGUCGCUUUGGGAGGGUGAACCACCUGCACCGAUACAGCCAUCUCCCAGUACAUUCAGAUUCCUACGCAAUUUGACCGCUACGCUUGAUGAGAAUGGGUCUGAUUUAUGGGACCCAUCCACUGUCACAGUAUUGAAGGGCGAAUUACACAAGCAACUCGAGACUGCCAUUACGGCUGUAUUUGAUGAAAUGAAAUCCUGGGAUAAUGCAAGCAAAAUUACCACAGAAACCCCCGUUACAGAAAAAAGUGGCGAGGAAAAUGGCAGUGAGGGCGGAGCAGCCAAAGAAGACUCUGCAAAUGAGGACGCAGAUUCCAAGCCUGAGGAGGCGGAGGAUACAUCUCAAAAGGAUAUUCAUCAAGAUUGGAAGAUUCAACUUCUCUUCGACACAACAUAUCUAGCAAACAUGCUAGGCGACCCGACUACCCAGCUGGCUGGUGUUGUUGACCGAAUUCAGAAGAGCGCAGAUCCAAGUGCAGAGGCCGUCAAAAGCAUCCAGGAGAGUGCUGCUGAGUAUUGGAAGCGAACGGAGCUUUUGUUUGGCCUGUUGGCGAAUCGAUAG
Molecule: messenger RNA, 2400 nt
Organism: Penicillium angulare
Lineage: Eukaryota; Fungi; Ascomycota; Eurotiomycetes; Eurotiales; Aspergillaceae
Product: COG1/VPS51 family protein
Exons: 3
Coding region: 1-2400 (799 amino acids)
Biological process (GO): intra-Golgi vesicle-mediated transport
Cellular component (GO): Golgi apparatus; COG complex
Source: RefSeq, a predicted model, not a curated record